Dendroctonus ponderosae (mountain pine beetle) is the source of this 625-nucleotide messenger RNA. RefSeq lists its product as uncharacterized. The transcript is spliced from 6 exons. Bases 69 to 554 code for a protein of 161 amino acids. The record is from RefSeq and is a predicted model, not a curated record. Lineage: Eukaryota; Metazoa; Arthropoda; Insecta; Coleoptera; Curculionidae.
ACGACUUAAUUUUUGGUAUAUCAGUUUCCUAAGUCGGAAAACCCUAAGCAAAAACAAAGAAAUCGACCAUGGUUGCCAAAGCUCUCAUCUACUUGGUGCCGUUCUUCUUGGCUGGUACUUCCGCCCAAUUCCUCUAUCAGGACAAAUAUGCAGCUGACGCAUACUCCAAUGGGGAUGUUUCCAUGCAAACCGAAGACAUCGUUGACCGACAGAAAAGGCAUGUUCAAUCUGAUAUCACUGAAGGCGGCGGUUCGGAAGCAACUAGCCGAUUUGGCCUGAUGUCUGGUAGAUUGGGAGGCUAUGGAGGAUAUGGAAGUUACCCCAGUUAUGGAGGCGGAUAUGGCAACUAUGGAAGCUACGGACUGAGCUACAACUAUGGACCUCGCACUGUUCUGGACACAGUCUUUGGCGUUAUCAGAAGAGUGAUCAGAACCGUUCUGGCAGUGUCGCUCAGAAUUAUACAAUUCGUCGUACCCGACAGAGUAUUCUAUGGAAUCACCCCUUAUGAACUAAUCCAUCUGACCCAAAACCCCCUUUCUCUAUCAGCGAAGUAAAGACAUCCAGCUCCUCUGGCGAAUUUAGCAGCAAUUUUCCGAUGCACUGAAUAAAGGCAAUUUAACACCCA